Molecule: messenger RNA, 717 nt
Organism: Boeremia exigua
Lineage: Eukaryota; Fungi; Ascomycota; Dothideomycetes; Pleosporales; Didymellaceae
Product: pyridoxamine phosphate oxidase-like protein
Exons: 2
Coding region: 1-717 (238 amino acids)
Cellular component (GO): nucleus; cytoplasm
Source: RefSeq, a predicted model, not a curated record
AUGUCGGCCGUUUCCAGUGGUUUGCCAGAUGAGGUUAUAACCUGUCUCCAGAACGCACGUUUCCUCCAUCUCGCGACAUGUUCGGACAAUGUUCCCCAUGUCUCUCUAAUGAAUUAUACAUACUUGCCGAAUACGCCAUACUCUUCAUCACCUAUCAUCAUAAUGACGACGCCUUCUUCUUCUCGGAAGACUGACAACUUGGAAUCGAAUGCCCGUGUUUCGCUUCUUGUUCACGACUGGAUCUCCCAUCGACCACCGACUCUUAGUCAGCAUGGUCGCUCGCCUUCACCAUCUGCCUCAGGUCCGCGGUCUGGUUCGUUGGCAGAGCUUCUACUCGGUAUGAACACAGCCUCGCUCAGCAGAAUCAGCACUACGAUCAAUGGCGUCGCCGAAAUAGUACCUUCUGGCUCUGAACAGGAGCGCUGGUACAGGGCGCAGCAUCUUGCGAACAACACCUUUGGCCCUACGGACGAGAACACCUACUCGAGCUCACCGGGCGAUGGCGGUUUAUGGGGAGGAGGCGGUCUUACCCGUACAGUGUCCCAAGAAAGAGAUACGCAAGAAGGAGAUGGUGGCACGAGAUGCUAUGUUGAGGGAGAGGAGGUUAAGGUUGUGGUUGUCAAGAUCAAGGACGGCAGAAUUGCCGACUGGAAGGGUCAAGUGAGGGAUUGGGCAGUGGCCAGCAGCACUACUGCUGCAUUGACGAAUGGUACCUAG